GCAGCAACUUAAAGCUGCUAGGGCCAAUAAGCAUGCAAAGCAUGCAAAUUAUAAAAAUCUGGAUGACUAUAUUUGGUCGGAUAAUAAUAUUGAUGAAAGGUUUUCCGAUUAUUUUGCUAUUUUAUUGACAGCAGAUAAAAAUAUAAAUGAUUGGAAACCUUUAGGUAGAACAAUAUAUGUUGGAGGUUCUAAAAGAACUCAAAGACACAAAAAAGCAGAACUAAAGAAGGCUGCACAAAAUACUCGACCUAUCACUGCUUCGACUUCUACUUUUGGAUUGUUAACAGAAUUAUGUGCGGCAACUGAGGUAGAAUCAAUAGGAAGUGAAUCAAUAGAGGUAGAAUCAAUUGAGGUGGAAUUGGUAGAAUCAAUGGAGGUGGAAUUAAUGGAAUCAAUGGAGGCGGAAUUGGUGGAAUCAAUGGAGACAAAAUUGGUGGAAUCAAUGGAGACAGAAUUAGUGGAAUCAUUGGAGGCGGAAUUAGUAGAAUCAAUGCAGGUAGAAUUGGUGGAACCAACAGCAGAUGCAUCAGCUGAAAUUGAUGAGAAAACAACAAUGAG
Racocetra persica is the source of this 558-nucleotide messenger RNA. Lineage: Eukaryota; Fungi; Glomeromycota; Glomeromycetes; Diversisporales; Gigasporaceae. The record is from the annotation of a GenBank genome assembly.